CAGUUGCCUGCGAGCGGGCCUCGGUUUCGCGUCACGAGGGCCUUGCAAGAUGGCGGAUACAAUCAUGUCCAUCCCAGAAGAUGAAAAAGCAAGUAAUGUGGGCCCAGUCUCAAAUGGCAGCGAAAGAGUAAAGAAAUUAUUUACCUCAAGUGAUUCAGAGUUAUAUCAGAAUGCAUCUCUGGCUACUGGAGUAGCAAGUCUGCUUGGUUUCACUAUUGGUGGAAAGUUGGGUGGAAAUUCCUCAGGUACAGAUCACAUUCUGGCCAACCAGCUCACUCCUUAUCGUGGCAAGAUGGUUGCACAUAGGGCAUAUCAUUCAGCAGUAUUGAAAGGCUUCAUCAGAAAUGGAAGUAGAUGGGGGUGGAGAGCUGGAUUAUUUGCAGGUCUUUAUAGUGCUGUGAUGACAAUUGUGGCAGAAUACAGAAAUAAACAAGAUGGAAUUAAUGUUAUUGUUGCUGGAGCUGCCACUGGUGCAACCUAUAAAAUGCUAUCUGGUUUUAGAGGAAUAAUAGUUGGUACAGUGUUGGGCUCACUUUUCAGUCUACCAAUAGCCGCAGGAGCAGAAGCAUUAUUUUGGAUUGUCCCAGAAGAUUUUAAAGAAAGUAUAAGGCAGCUAGAGAAUGAAAAGAAGGAAAAGAAGAAAAACAAAGCCGAACCUUGGAAAACAAAUUUGGAAGUUACAAAAAAUAUGAUAGAACAGAUGGAAACUGAAUUAGAAUCAACUUUUGGAGACAAAGAAGAUGCCAAAAAAUGAUAAUUAAUGCUGUCUGGAAGCCUGGUAUUUUGAUUCAAUUUCAUGCAUCUACUUAGAGGUGUGGUAUGCCCCAGUGAAUCAAAUGCCCAAUUGCACAAUGGUUUGUGCACUUGCUUAUAGCAGAAACAAUAAGUGAGUGAAUCUUCCAAAUGACAUGGCUGAAUUGUAAUGGAUUGCAAUGGAGCAGGUCACAAACCUUUGGAGGCCCAACAAAUGGUACUGCAGGAAAAGUAUGUUUCAUGAUUGCAUGGAGUGUUGUUGUGUUCAUAGACAGAAAAUUCAGCAAUGAUAAUAAAACGGCCAAGGGAUACCAAAAUUAAAAAGACAUGACUCAGUUGGCAAAUUUGAAGCAGCCAAACUAGCAUAUGCUUUAAUGCCCUCUGUUGUUGCGGCAGUAUGUAAUAAGAUAAUAAUUAUGCAAGUGAAAAUUACAUAAAUUCCCAAAGGAUCAAUACACUUCUCAUUGCUAAUAAAUUUCUGAAACUGAACAAAAAUCCUCAGAAACUGAAAAGGCAAAAUUUAGAGGAACAGGAAAGAGUGGAUUGAUAUCUUGAUCUGAGGUUUUAUAAAGAACUUUCCUGCUAACAGAAUAAUUAGAAUAAGUCAAAUAUUUGAUUUUAUUCAGUUUGUUUUUAAUUAAAACCAAGAAUGUGCUUUAACUGAAAUUUUGA
Molecule: messenger RNA, 1425 nt
Organism: Rhopilema esculentum
Lineage: Eukaryota; Metazoa; Cnidaria; Scyphozoa; Rhizostomeae; Rhizostomatidae
Product: complex I assembly factor TIMMDC1, mitochondrial
Biological process (GO): mitochondrial respiratory chain complex I assembly
Cellular component (GO): mitochondrion
Source: RefSeq, a predicted model, not a curated record